AUGUCCUUUGCACUUAAAUUGCAUUACAACAAGCACCCGAAGGUUGAUCCAGGUACAACAAAUCUCAAGAAGACGACAAAUGCCAUGAUUUGGAUGCGACUACGAGUGAGAUUCUGUUUGAAUUCAGCUGCAGGGAAAACGAUGACUGAGAUUAUCGAGUGCCUCUUGAGGGAGGAAUGCGAGAGUAGUGAUAGCAGCAGUAGCAAAGUGGAGUGCUAUGAAACUGGAGACAAUAGCAACCAUCACACAGAUGGAGACUAUGAAGCAGAAGCUCAAGUUGAAAGCUGA
Molecule: messenger RNA, 288 nt
Organism: Arabis nemorensis
Lineage: Eukaryota; Viridiplantae; Streptophyta; Magnoliopsida; Brassicales; Brassicaceae
Source: the annotation of a GenBank genome assembly